Messenger RNA from Daktulosphaira vitifoliae (grape phylloxera), 1079 nucleotides. RefSeq lists its product as uncharacterized. NCBI's taxonomy places the organism in Eukaryota, Metazoa, Arthropoda, Insecta, Hemiptera, Phylloxeridae. Bases 35 to 964 code for a protein of 309 amino acids. The transcript has 2 exons. The record is from RefSeq and is a predicted model, not a curated record.
GGGAUGAGGAGGCGUGGCCUGACAGUCGUGCAGGAUGUAUCGAAGAACAGUGUUCGUAUCUGUAAUAGUGUUAGCCGUAGUGGUCUCUGCCACCAUUCAGCAGGACGAAAGCCUGCUGGAUCGGGUGCUAGAUAAAUGUUCGUUUGGCGAAGGCGCUAUGCGAUGCCUUAAGUCUAAUGUGUUAGAAUAUUUAGAGGGCCGCAGUGGCCGAGCUAAUGAAAUUGAUCCAGUGAACUUAGAUGAAGAACUGGUUAAAGCUACUACAAAGUAUAUCGAGCAACAAGUGUACGAGGUUAAUGUACCAGGGAGCAGUGCCAAAAUCGUGGUGCGACCCGGUAGAGACAUGGAUGAUGGUGCGAUGGAUAUAGUGCAGCCUACAGCAACAACGACAACAACGGCUAGAGCUGACAUGGAAAUGGGUAUGAUGCAAGACAAAAUGCUAAUGCCCCUACUGAUGCUGUUGAAAAUGAAAAUGAAAAUGUUAACACCAAUCAUGAUGGCGUUAAUCAGCAUGAAGGCCACCAAAGCGUUAAUUCUUAGUAAGUUAGCUGUCAUUUUGGUUCUUGGAUUCAUUGUGAAAGAUUUCCUGAAGAAGUCUGGUGGUCUCCCAAUGCUGCAUUUGCCACUUGGUUUAUCUCCAGCUGAACCAUCUUCCACAGCCACUCCAAUGUAUGGACCCCCUCAAUCAUCUGGUUAUGAGUCUGCUAGCUCAUGGGAGCCCACCGGAUAUUCUUCCGGUUCUUCGAGCAGUUAUCCUAGUAGCUCUAGUUACUCCUCAGGAGGUUCAGGCUACUCGUCCGGUAAUUCCGGUUACUCAUCUGGUAACUCCGGUUACUCAUCUGGUAGUUCUGGCUACUCGUCUGGCCAUUCUACAGAUUCAGCCCAGUCAUUAGCGUACAGCAGCUAUCUUCCGUCCUCAUCUGGCUCAUCAUCUAGCUCUACAGCUUCUAAAUACUCAAAUUAGUCACAAUGAAGUCUGGAGUACUUUGAAUUUAUUUAUUUAUUUAUCAGGUAUAGCUCAACUAAUUUAUUAUACGAUCAUUGUUAUAAACAAGAAUACAUUAUAUUUUGCUAUUGAA